Messenger RNA from Artibeus jamaicensis (Jamaican fruit-eating bat), 4234 nucleotides. It is a transcript of the gene TMEM207, whose product is annotated as transmembrane protein 207. Lineage: Eukaryota; Metazoa; Chordata; Mammalia; Chiroptera; Phyllostomidae. The coding region runs from base 129 to 566 and encodes 145 amino acids. The transcript is spliced from 5 exons. The record is from RefSeq and is a predicted model, not a curated record.
CAAGGAGCCGUCAUUAAAUGAGUGCUCUGGUAGGGAGCAUGAUUUAUAGAGAAGCUAACACGUUCUGAGAAAGAGGAAAAUAAACACAGAGAGCAAACCACUAUCUUUGAGCAGCUUGUCCUUUAAGUAUGUCAAGAUCCAGACCUUUUAGUUUCACUUCAGUGAUCUCCAAAACAGGAAGCGUGUGUUUGCCACUAUUCCAGUUGGUGCUCUCGGAUCCACCAUGUGAAGAAAAUGAAAUGUGCAUAAGCUAUAAAGAUCAAUACCCAAGUGACUGGUAUAUCUGGUUCUUGCUGCUAAUUUUCCUGGUGGCUCUGCUCUGCGGAGUACUGCUCUUCUGCCUUCCGUGCUGGCUGAGGAGAUGCCCACUGGGUUCCUCAAGACGCACCAUGGCUGUCUUUGCUGUUGGAGACUUGGACUCUGUUUAUGGGACAGAAGCAGCUGUGAAUCCAACUGCUGGAAUUCAGCUUCAAGAGCAGAUCCCCACUCUGUACCCUGCUGCGUAUUUCAACAAUUUAGGACCCCCUCCUCCAUAUGAAGAAAUGCCGAAAUCAAGCCCAUUUUAGAUCUGGAUCACCAAUUGAGAACAUUAGAGAUGUUUUCAGUCCAACACAUUAAAUUUAGGAACAGUGUUUUUAUUGAAGGAGUUUCCAGAGAUCAAUUAACAUAACCUGGAAAAGGACAAAUAGAAGAAGAAUGAAUGUAGGGAAGGAAUUUUGGUCAGGAACAUGUUUCAGUAGUAAAUGAGUAGAUUUAAUGUAUCAUUGCUGUGUUACACUUUUUUGCUAUAUAACUAAAUCAAUGUUUCUUCAUUAAUAAUCAGUAAUUAAUGCUCAGAGAGGCCUCAAGAAUGUUUAGGAUUCCAUUCUAAUACACAUCACAGCUUUCUCUGCCUCAGACUCUCUGUUUUAAUCUGACCUUGUUCACAGUAUAGAGUCAAUAACAAUUAUCAUAAUUUAAUUAUGACUCAAGCAGAAAUUCAGACAUGUGCACAGCUGGAAUCAGAAAGAGAAAAGCAAAAAGUCUGAUUAAUUCCUCAAAAAUGUUUAAGCUAUAAAUAAUGCAAAUAAUUAGUAUUGAGUUUUAAAAUGAGUGCUAUUCAUAUUGACAAGCUAGGCAGAGGGGGAAGUGUGUGUGAAGGAAGACAGUAGACUAGAAUAAGAAAGCUGAAUCCUAAUUUCAGAUUGUGUGCGGUCAAUUAAUAAUAUCUAAAUUUUUUUUAAAUCAAGAAAUAAUGGUAAAGUACAUCAUUUGGAAAUUAGGUCACAAAUGCCUGAAGCAAAACACUCAAGAAUUGAAAAUAAUUGCCUUGCCUGGGCCAGGCGGCUCAGUUGAUUGGAGUAUUGUCCCAUGCACCAGAAGCUUGCAAGUUCAAUCUCUGGUCGAGGCACAGACCUUGGUUGUGGGUUUGAUCCCCCAUCAGGGUGCUUAAGGGAAGCAACCAAUAAGUGUUUCUGUCUCACAUAGAUGUUUUUCUCCCUCUCUCUCUAAAAUCAAUAAACAUAUCCUCAGGUACGUUUACUGAGGACUUAAAAAAAAAGAAAGAACAUAAAUAUAUCCUCAGGUAUGUUUACUGAGGAUUAAAAAAAAAAGAAAGAACAUAAUUACCUCGAGAAACAAGAUAUAGAGAUAAUGUUAUGGGGAUUAGGUAGAGCAGGAUAACGCUGUUUUCAUUGUUGUUUUUAAUCCUAGGCCCAUAGCACUGUUUGUCUUUUAAAAUGAAAUGUAUGCAUUACUUUAAUUAAAAAGAAAUAUAAAGUUAAGUAAAUUUUGGCAAGGUUACAAAUUUUGGCUUGCAAUUACAAGCAAACAAAAUCACACUAUAAGAAAAAAUGUUAAACAUUAACAUGUUUAAACUGUGGGGCUACAGGUGAUUUUAUUUUUUUAUUCAUGUUUCUGAAUUUGUGUUCAUAUCCUAUAAGUGAUGUGUGUUAAAAUCUGUUCCAGUUACAGAACAUUCAGUCAAUGGUUAUAAUUAACACCUAGAAAAGUGUAAGCACUUCUGGAAAUGUGGCUAAGGAUUCAGCAGCUGUAGUUGUCAUAAGUUGGUGAAACUCCAGGUUCAAGUGAUCAGCACUUAUUUUUAGGAGAGUUGCAUUUAUGUGUGAGAGUUAGUCUAAACUAUGUGCUUGGCCUCUGGUUGCCUGGUUUAUUUUUCCAGGUAGAGGAGGAGAGGUGGUGAUAGGGUUUAAGCAGGUGGGUAGGCCUGGUAGCAAAAGAGUUUGUUUUAAUAAUAACUUUUCUGACAAAUAUCUCAUCAAAUAUCAGAGGUGACAUUUUCAUUUAUUAUCUAAGUAAUACUUACUGAAUGACUGUUAUAUGUUAAUUACUGUACAGGUGUGAAUUUAUUUCUCCAACUUACUCAAAUAUUCAUUGUAAUGACACUAUCAUUUCUACCACUUGGCUCUGACCACCAGAGACUUGGAAGUUCUAUAGCAGGAACUUUUUAGAAUCCACUGAAAACUGCUGAGAACUGUAUAAUAAUAAACCAAAUUUAGAUUAUAAAAUUAUCAUGACAUUUGAAAAGAAAUUUAGAAAGAUAAAUCUGUGUUCCUUUUCUAUCCUUUCAUCUCUGGAAAUCUUUGCCUGCAUUAAAAUUAAGGUUCACCAAUACAUUUUUAAUAUUCUAUUUAACCUGGUGUUUCAUAUUUUCACUAUGACAGGAUUAGAUUUUUUCCUUCCCAUAUUAAAGAGCAUUCAUUUACUUAGUGAGGUUUUCUUACUACUGAAGGUGUAAGCUUUUUCCUUCAAUAUCCAGCAGAGGGCAUGAAAGCCUAUCUGUGAUUUCAACCCAUUAACUAGAUUUGAUUUAGUAGUUAAAUGAAACCAUGAAGCUGGAUUACUAUUAAUCUCAGAUUUUUGAUAAACCCUAGAAAAGUAUAUUAAUCAUGAGGUUCAAAUCUGCAGAGAAGAAUCUAGGACUUUAGCUCAUAUUGCUCACAAUGAAACUGAACAUCAGGGGAGAUGCCUGUGUCAGAGUCUGUCUACGAACUCUGAUGUGCACGCCCCCUUGUGCGGAUGAGACCAAGAGUCUGAGGGGCCUGUGAAACAAGGGUAAUGUGUAUGUAAAAUGCUUACACGGCAAGUGGCCUUUACAGCGCUGACCCUGGAGGUCCAGCCAUUUUUUUUCACCUGACUACAAGUUCCUCUUUAAUUUUCAGCUUUGUAGCUCCAAUUGUUUUCCUUUGUCUUUGGUACAACUUUUACAAAAGACAAUUUUAAAAUUCAAUAUCUUUCAUGGAAAUGAAAUAGAGCUGGGGUAGAAUUGAAAAGCAUUUGUGUGGACAAUGAAAUGAAACUCAACCAGAAUAUUACAUUUAAGGCCAAACCCGAAAUACUUCAGGACUGUAUAACAGAAAUGAGACAAUAAACAUGUACUGACUAUGAGAACCCACUUUUCAUAGAAUGUUUUAAAAAUCAGAACAAGAAAAAGAAAUAUUUUGAUCUCCAAAAUAUGUAAUGAACUCACACUACUUCACUCCAGGAAGACAAACAACCCACUUAAGAAAUGAGAAAAGGGACUGAACAGACACUUCUCCAAGGAGGACAUACAGAGGGCCCAGAGACGUAUGAAAAGAUUCUCAGUAUCACUAGCUAUCAGAGAGAUGCAAAUUAAAACCACAAUGAAAUAUCACCUCACAAUAGUCACAAUGGCCAUCAUAAACAAAUCAACAAACAACAAGUAUUGGACAGUAUGUGGAGGAAAGGGAACCUUAGUGGGAAUGCAGACUGGUGCAGCCACUGUGGAAAACAGUAUGGAGUUUCCCCAGAAUACUAAAAAUGAAACUGCCUUUUGACUCAGCAAUUCCACUGCUGGGAUUAUACCCUAAGAGCCCUGAAAUAUCCAAAAAAACCUAUCCACCCCAAUGCUCAUAGCAGCACAAUUUACAAUACCAAGUGUUGGAAGCAACCUAAAUGCCCAUUUGUAAAUGACUGGAUCAAAAAAGUGGUACAUUUACACAAUGGAAUACUAUAUAGCAGAAAGAAAAAAGGAGCUCCUACCCUUCAUGACAGCAUGGAUGGAACUGGAGAGCAUUAUGCUAAGUGAAAUAAACCAGGUGGUGAGAGACAAAUACCAUAUGAUCUCACCUAUAAGUGAAAUCUAAUUUUAAAAAAAGCAUCUGAAAUAUAACCAGAGACAUGGAAAUAAAGAACAAACUGACAUAACCAGAGAGGAGGGGCAAGGGGGCUAAUGAGGGAAAGAAGGGGAAAAGUCAUCAAGAAACAUGUAUAA